Ipomoea nil (Japanese morning glory) is the source of this 2832-nucleotide messenger RNA. RefSeq names its product zinc finger protein VAR3, chloroplastic. NCBI's taxonomy places the organism in Eukaryota, Viridiplantae, Streptophyta, Magnoliopsida, Solanales, Convolvulaceae. Gene Ontology annotation, cellular component: cytoplasm. Gene Ontology annotation, molecular function: mRNA binding. The record is from RefSeq and is a predicted model, not a curated record. The coding region runs from base 128 to 2587 and encodes 819 amino acids. The transcript has 5 exons.
UUACAAGUUUGGCCCCGCUGCAUUUCUAUCCACUCGCCGCUUCUAUAGUUAACUCAGAGCGCAGAGAAAACCCCUCUAAACCCCUUCUAUAGUUAUCGCCGCCGUGCUCCGCCGCGUUCCCGCCCUAAUGAGCGGCACUUCGAGGUUCAUUACACUUCUCACUGCCACUUCUUCACCCAUCUGCAAACUUCACCGUCCUUGCUGCUUCCUACAUCGGCCGUCUGUUAUUUUCGCCCGCCGUCUCGCCACCGCUCCUCGCCGCCUCGCCUUAUAUUCGCCUCCCCACUUCUCGUCCCCUCUUACACCAAUCACUACCUCCCAACAACAAUUCCACUCCCAGGCCCUUCCAGUUAAUAGCAAUAACGCACUUAGCUCUUCUCCUUCUACAGCUCACCCUUGGCCAGAAUGGUGCAACCUAAUCAACGCGCUUUCCGCCAGUGGACGGGCGGAGGAGCAUGGAUUAAUCCAUGAGGAGGAUGCCUUUGUAGCAUACCAGCAAUUGCCGGAUGAUUUUGUUCGGGCUGCGACUGCGUGCUUAGCGUUUGCUCGUGAAAGACCUAACCUGUUGAGGUCACUUUCUAGGAGGGAUAUUGAGGUUGUUGUGUCAAAUGGGACACCUUUUCUAUUCAGAACUGCUCUUGAAACAGCACGCAGAAUGAGGGGAUUUCUUGGUAUUGAUGGAAACCAGGCGUUGGAUCACAGUGAAGUACAGACAAUUGAUAUUAUGAAGUAUAUAUUAAGUUAUGCGAGCAACCCUGCUGGUUCUCCGGGAAGAAAUACUCUAUAUAGUCGGGAACUGCUAGAAACAUCUAUUAGGAACCUUUUGCAGGAAUUGGUUGAACUUAGCUGGGGAACUCCAGUGUCUGUCGUGCCUCCUCCAGGAGUUGACCAGUUUCCAAGUAGAUCUGGACAAACACCAAGGCCUGCUGGACAAGACAUUGUUAUGAAGAGAGGCGACUGGAUAUGCACAAAGUGCAAUUUUAUGAACUUUGCAAGAAAUAUCAAGUGCCUUGAGUGUGAGGAAGCUAGACCAAGAAGACAGCUGACAGGCGGGGAGUGGGAAUGCCCUAAAUGUGAUUUCUUCAACUAUGGAAGAAAUGUGGUCUGCCUAAGAUGUGAUACCAAACGACCUGCUGAGGCUUCAUUCAACACUGUUAAUAACAGUUCAGGGAAUGGUUAUAGUGGGGGCUAUGCUUAUAAAACUGAAACCGAUAAGAGGCUUGCUGAGAAUGAAGAGAAAGCACAGAGAUGGUUUAGUAAAAUAAAUGAUGCUUCUGGUAUAAACACCAUGGCAGCGGAUGAAGACUUCCCUGAGAUAAUGCCAUUAAGGAAAGGAGAAAACAAGUUUGUGGUGAGCACAAGAAAGACACCCUUGGAAAGGAGGCUGUCUAACUUUCAAUACAAAGGGAACUCGGUUAAUGAUGGCUUUCCAGAAGAUAAGUCUUCUCGCACUGGUGGUGCAGACAAGACCCUUGACUCAGCGAUUAGCCAGAGUUUAGAUCGAAUCCUUGGUGGUUCCUCUUCGACUCCAGAUAAGAUUUCUACUGAGCUAAAUGCUGAAAUAGAGACUAAUACAAGUGGGAAAAACUUUGUUCCGUUACCUGCUGACAUGUUUGCUACAAGGGAGCAACUCCAGGAUACAGAGUAUAAAACAGUGGGACGUGAAUCUCUUUCUUCAGAAGGUGAGCUCCAAACUGGCUCCCCUACUUCUAGCAAUGAACUGGAGAAAUCAUUGGAGAAUACGGCUGAUAGCCAGGAUAAAGAGAAAGAGCAAGCUGAAAAACCAGAGAGGUGGUUUAGAAAAAUGGCAGAACUGCAUGAUGUCAAAGAUUUGCCGGGUGCAAUCUCUGAUGAUGACUUUCCAGAGAUCAUGCCAGUGCGUAAAGGAGAAAAUCGAUUUGUAGUUAGCAAGAAGAAAGAUCGUUCUUUAACCUCUCCAGUGUACAAAAGGCAAGUGGCUAUGGAGCAGGCAACCAAUAAGGGCUUUGUCCCAUUUGUUCCAUUUCCUCCUGACUACUUUGCUAGGAAGGAUUCACCAGAUGGGUCAGGUUCACCCCAAACCCCUACCAGUGAAGCCCCAUCCAGUUCAACUCAGUCUGAUUUUGCAAAAUCACCGCCCCAACUUAUUGAUAAUCCUUCUAUUGAUUCUCCUGAUAAGUUGGAUUGUGACCUAGGAGGCAGCAAAUACACUGAGAAAGAUAAUGCAUCCCAAUCCAGUGUUUUGAACAGAGGUUCACCCCAGGUGCACGAGAAUCAGAACCUAAGAAGUGGCUGGACAGGAAAGAGCUUAGAAGGGUCUGCCGUGAAGGAACCAGAUCCCUUGGACAUGUCUGAAGAGGCAAAAACUGAGAGGUGGUUCCGACGUGUAGCACAGAUAAAAGAUAUCUCUGAGCUUAGUCAGAUACCAGAUGAGGACUUCCCAUCAAUAAUGCCAAUGCGUAAGGGGGUUAAUAGGUUCGUUGUGAGCAAGCGAAAAACUCCUUUGGAAAGACGGCUGACAUCUACACAGUAUAAGAGGAAUCCCCCUGUUGUGAGUUCUGAUCCUAUGAAAAAUGAAAAUGAUGAAACUGAAACAAAACAAGUAUAAGCAUAAGCAUAAGAUUUUUUCCAGAAUAAUUUUCCUUCACAGCUCUAAAGUGAACAUCCUUUUAAUCUAAGUGAAUAUAUUCAUUGAUUUUGAAAUAUGCACUUUUGAAUAGUUAUUAUGUAACUGUAUAUCUCGAAUAUGGACUGUGGAUACAGUUUAUUGUGUAACAAACAUUUGAUACCUAGGUCCAACAGUAGAGUACAAGGUUAUUUGCAUAAAAAGUAGACAUAGUCUUUUCAAUUAAA